Molecule: messenger RNA, 2649 nt
Organism: Lithohypha guttulata
Lineage: Eukaryota; Fungi; Ascomycota; Eurotiomycetes; Chaetothyriales; Trichomeriaceae
Gene: RAD54
Product: DNA-dependent ATPase protein rad54
Exons: 2
Coding region: 1-2649 (882 amino acids)
Biological process (GO): reciprocal meiotic recombination; double-strand break repair via synthesis-dependent strand annealing
Cellular component (GO): nucleus
Molecular function (GO): DNA translocase activity; hydrolase activity, acting on acid anhydrides; ATP binding
Source: RefSeq, a predicted model, not a curated record
AUGAACAGCACUGAGUUUAAAGCUCCAUACCCGAGCACAGGAGCUGCGGCACCCCGAAAGAGUGUAGUGAAUCGUUUCAGCACAUUGUCUUGCACAUGUACUGCUGGGGAGGUGAAGAUUCGAUUUCCUGCCUGCAACUCGGUCUUUAGAAUAUCCAAGCGAUUGCCUAUACAUAUUCCUAAAGCACCGGAGCCAUACGAGGCCCAGAAGUCAGCGGACAUCUCUGAUAUAGCAAGCACGGCGUUAAAGAUCGAUAGCAACAAAGAGAAUCUACCACCAAACGCACGAUCUGGUCGAUUGACCGCUAGCUCAGUAACAGCUCUAGACCGAUUGAGCAAGCCGUUCAAAUGCCCAGGUUCACAGAACGCCCGCAAGUCAAAUGGCGAGCCAGCGAGGAAGAGAAGAAAGGUCAACUAUUCCGAGGAUGCUGUGGCUGGCGAUGACAAGGAUACUGGCUACACAGAAGGAGGCGUUGUGCUUGUCAAGAAGUUCCCGGUUUUCCAGGUGAAAGAUCGAGACACAAUCUUCCGAGCACGAUUCGCUGUACCAUUGAUCAACAAGAAUGAAGGCGGUUGGGACGCCUCACGGCCUGCUCCUAGCUUGGGCAUGCGCCGUGGCAAUGGCUUUGUCAACAAACCUCUUCACGACCCAAGUGGUGAGUUCGCCAUUGUCCUCUACGACCCUACCAUCGAUGAAAGGCCCGAUCCUACGAAGGAGGAAGGAAAACUGAAAGAGCAAGAAAAGCCAAAGUUGGACGUUCCUAUAAUGCACAAGAGUCUGGCGGAGAUCCUGGGUAUCAAGAAACAAGUCGAAGGAGAGCAACCGAAAGUACCAGUAGUGAUUGAUCCUCGUCUGGCCAAAGUCCUAAGACCACAUCAAGUUGAAGGCGUUAAGUUUUUGUACCGCUGUACGACUGGAAUGAUCGACGAGAAUGCUAAGGGUUGCAUUAUGGCAGAUGAGAUGGGUCUCGGCAAGACGUUACAGUGCAUUGCUCUGAUGUGGACUCUACUCAAGCAGUCUUCACAGGCUGGCAAGUCCACAAUUCAGAAAUGUGUCAUUGCUUGUCCAGCUAGUUUGGUCAAGAAUUGGGCGAACGAGCUUACCAAGUGGCUCGGAGCAGGAGCACCAACACCAUUUGCUAUUGACGGCAAAGCGUCCAAGGAAGAGCUUACAGCUCAACUACGCCAGUGGGCAAUGGCGUCUGGUAGGCAGGUAACUCGGCCUGUACUCAUCGUGUCGUAUGAGUCACUGCGACUCAAUAUCGAAGAGCUCAAAGACGUACAGAUUGGUCUAAUGCUCUGUGACGAAGGUCACCGACUUAAGAAUGCAGACAGCAACACAUAUAUGGCUCUGACAGGCCUCAAGGUCGAUCGAAGAGUCAUCUUGUCCGGAACACCUAUUCAGAACGACUUGACAGAAUACUACUCAUUGUUGGAUUUUGCAAACCCUGGCUAUCUAGGGACCAAAGCCGAUUUCAGAAAGAAAUUCGAAAUACCAAUUCUCCGAGGUCGAGAUGCGGCCGGCUCGGAUACCGACAAACAAAAGGGACAAGCAGCAAAUGCAGAACUCAGCAGUUUGGUUAAAAAGUUCAUCAUUCGCCGGACAAACGACAUUCUGUCAAAGUACUUGCCUGUAAAAUACGAGCAUGUCGUCUUCUGCGAGCUAGCUCCAUUCCAAAUGGCUCUGUACAAUCACUUCAUCCAAAGCCCCGAUAUCAAGAGUCUUCUACGUGGUAAAGGCAGUCAACCUCUGAAAGCCAUCGGCAUUCUGAAGAAAUUGUGCAAUCAUCCAGAUCUGCUUGAUCUGGCGACAGAUCUACCAGGCAGCGAACAUUGCUGGCCUGAUGAUUACGUUCCCAAAGAGUCUCGUGGGCGUGAUCGAGAUGUGAACCCUUGGUAUUCGGGCAAGUUCAUGGUCCUCGAACGGAUGCUGGCACGGAUCCGACAGGAUACCAACGACAAAAUUGUGCUCAUCAGUAACUACACUCAAACUCUUGAUGUCUUCGAAAAGAUGUGUCGAGCUCGAAGCUACGGCUGCCUACGUCUGGAUGGUACCAUGAAUGUGAACAAGCGGCAGAAACUCGUUGACAGGUUCAAUGAUCCCAAUGGCGACGAAUUCAUCUUCUUGCUCAGCAGUAAAGCUGGUGGUUGUGGUAUCAACCUUAUAGGUGCUAACAGACUGAUUCUGUUCGAUCCUGAUUGGAAUCCAGCUGCUGAUCAGCAAGCUCUGGCCCGAGUCUGGCGUGACGGACAGAAGAAGGACUGUUUCGUAUACCGGUUCAUGGGCACUGGCACCAUCGAGGAGAAGAUAUUUCAGCGACAAUCACACAAGCAGGCUUUGUCUUCAACAGUUGUGGACUCGGCAGAAGACGUUGAGCGGCAUUUCACUCUCGAGUCGUUACGUGAGCUCUUCCAGUUCAAGCCGACCACAAAGAGUGAUACUCAUGACACCUUCAAGUGCAAGCGUUGCAAUUCGGACGGUACACAGACCACCAAGGCACCAGCAAUGCUUUAUGGUGAUACCAGUAGCUGGAACCAUUUUGUGAAUAGUGGGGAUGCAGGGCCACUUGGUAAGAUCCAGGACUUGUUAUUGCGGCAAGAGGCAUCGGAGAACGCUGUUACUGCUGUAUUCCAGUAUAUCAGCCACUGA